This is a messenger RNA of Paramecium octaurelia, 1665 nucleotides long. Lineage: Eukaryota; Ciliophora; Oligohymenophorea; Peniculida; Parameciidae. The record is from the annotation of a GenBank genome assembly.
AUGUUUAAAUCUUCAAUGAUAGAAAAAGAAAAGGAUCUAAAAUGCGCUAAUAAACACAAAUUGCCUAUUCUAAUGGUUGUUCUGGAUCCAAAAUUAGAAUUAAAUUAGCGUCUUUUAUGCUCAGAUUGUAUAAAAAAUUUUACAACUCAAUUUUCUACAAUGGGUUAUGAACUAGUGACUAAACAGAUUAAACAAAAUUAGAAGUAGAAAGUAUAAACCAUCGAGAAGACUAUUUAAUUAAAUAUUAAGUAAGUAGAGGAGUUAUUAGGAAAUAUUAAUAAAUUAAAGUCAACAAUAGCGUUUUAAUUAGAUGAAAUAAUUGGAUUCAGUGGGGGAUGGAUUAAAAAUUUGUUAUCUGUUGGACAUGAGUAUUCUCAAUACAGUUUUCAUAAGGAAUUAGAAAAUUUAAUUUCUAAAUAAAUGGAGAAUUAAAAUGAUAAAUCAUUAUUAGUAGAUGAAAUCAAUAAAGUUAAUAGUUUUUGGAAUGUAAAAAUAAAUGAAAAAUUGGAAUAAUUUAGCUCCUUUAAAGUGUAUUAGAAGUGCUAAGAAAUAUUGUAGAACUUAAGUUAAACUAUUCAAGUUAAACAAGAAGAGGUUUAAUAAUAAAAAGUAUCCUAAUAAAAUAAUUAAUAAUCUUAAGUUGACCAAAUUCAUGAGUCUAAAUCAACUGCUAAUUAAUUGCUAUCAGAACCUUUGAUUAACCUGUAGUUGAUAGAUGAUACAAUAAAACAAAAGAGUAAAUGUUAUGCAAUAGCUUUCAACAAAACUGGAACUAAAAUGGUAUCCAUGAGUCAUUUUGAUAUUAAAGUGUGGAAUAUAAUUGAUGGCAAACUCAAUUAUUAAUCUACUUUACAAGGACAUUCUAAUUACAUCUAUUGUCUAUUAUAUAGUAAAAAGCAAGAUAGUUUUAUCUCAAGUUCGAAUGAUAAAACAAUUAUUUGUUGGAAAUAAAUCAGAUAAAAUGAAUGGAAGGCAUCAUAACAUUAUAGAGAACAUAAAGGAUGGAUUGGAACCAUGAUUCUUAAUAAUUAAGAAAACUAAUUAUUUUCUGCAGGUGAAGAUUAAAAAAUCGUAGUGUGGAAAGUGGAUUUCAAUCAGAAUGAAUUAACCUGUCUGUAUCAGCUAGAAAAACAUACUAAAUGUGUUCGUGCCAUAAGUUUGAAUGAAUGUGAGAAUAUUUUGGUUUCAAGUGGAGAUGAUUAAUAAAUAAUAGUUUGGGAAUUCGGCUAAGGCGAUAAGUUUUAUUUUAAGUAAGUGUUUACCUAAGUUUUGAAUUGUUCAGGUUGUCACAUCAAAUUUAUCAAAAAUAAUAAAUUCAUUUGGAUGCCUUAUAGUAAAGAAUUAAAUUGUAUUUGCGUAUUUGAUUACAAAGAUGGCAUAUUUAAUGAAAACAUCGAUAAUAGAAUUCAAUUACUCAAUUCUAAUAAGAAUAUUGGAUGUGCUCUAUUCCCCAUAGUGUAUUUGAAAGACAACAAUUUAAUAUUUAUCAGAUCUAAAAAUAUCAUAUAUAUCAUAAAGGAAAUUAAUGGAAAGCUUGUCAUUCAAAACGAAUUAGAUUGUAGCACAAAGUGGACCUUUGGAACUGCCACAGAUGAUGGAAAAUAUUUAAUCUUUUGGGAUGAACAUAAAGGAGGCUAUUCAACAUAUGAAUUAUAAUAUAAAUGA